Diaporthe amygdali is the source of this 1632-nucleotide messenger RNA. Its product is annotated as wsc domain. The record is from RefSeq and is a predicted model, not a curated record. The transcript has a single exon. The coding region runs from base 1 to 1632 and encodes 543 amino acids. Lineage: Eukaryota; Fungi; Ascomycota; Sordariomycetes; Diaporthales; Diaporthaceae.
AUGAGGUACUCAGCUUCUGUCCUGGCUGCGCUUGCAGUCACUGUGCAGGCAGCAAAGGACUCCAGAACUUUUGCCGUCCUGCGAUUCUAUGGAGAUGGGCCCCUGCUGCAAGACCGUGUUGAUCCUAUCGUGUCACCCGGCCAGGCUUCCGCCCAUAUGCACACUCUCAUGGGGGGGAGUAACAUAGGCAUCUCGGCCACCGGCGAGACGAUGAUGGAGUCGAAUUGCAGCAACGCUCUCAUCGUGGGAGAUUUCAGCGGGUACUGGGUGCCUUCGUUGUACUUCCACGACAAGGCAGCCGGCACCGUGGAGCCGGUCGACAUGUUCUACAUGAAUGUGUAUUACUUCUUCGAGCCCACCGAUGACGAGAUCAAGGCCUUCCCUGUUGGUCUGCAGAUGGUCGCAGGGGACGCCUCCCUCCGCACUUGCCCAGACUUUGGCGGAGAGCUUCAGCUGGACGGCUCCAGUGCUGCCCAGCCAGUCCAGUUCACCUGUCCCCGUUCAGACUACAACAUCCCCGGCUGGCCCUCGGCCUCCGAGUCCGACGGCAGCAAGGCUGGAAUCCAGGACCCCAACAACCAGGGCGCCGGCCAGGGCUUCCCCUUCGCCGAGUGCGACGGCUAUGCCUCCCCACUGCGCCAGGAUGUGCACUUGCCGUCAUGCUACGACCCUUCAAAGGGCCUGACCGACUUCAAGAACAACAUGGUCUACCCAACCACCAACAAGGCAACGGGCAAGCAGAACUGCCCCGAGGGCUUUAUCCACACGCCGCACCUCUUCUAUGAGAUGUACUGGAACACGCCUACAUUCAAGGACAGGUGGACGCCCGGUCAGGGGUACCAGCCCUUUGUACUUGCCAACGGCGACCUCACGGGGUGCUCCUCCCACGCGGACUUCCUGGCGGCCUGGGAGCCCGAUGUGCUGCAGCAUAUCAUUGACACCUGCAACGCUGGUGAUGAUGGUAUGGACAAGUGUGGGGGUGUCACCGUCAGGGACAGGACUACGACCUGCGAUGCUGCUGUGCCGGCCCAGAACAAGAUCGCCGGCACCUCGAACGCCCUACCGGGGAACAACCCUCUGGCCGGGUGGGGAGUAGGCAGUUCGGCAAGCGUGCCGUCGACUGGAUCUGGAUCUGGAUCUGGAUCUGGAUCUGGAUCGGCCACUGGCACUGGCUCUGACACUGGCUCCGACACUGGCUCCGACACUGGGUCUUCUGGCGGUAGCGACAGCGCCGCCAGCAGUGCUGAGCAACCCGUCGCCUCCUCUUCUUCAUCAUCUCCCAUCGUCCUCGCAACCGGCAACACCGGGAACGAGGAAGUCGCGGCCACGCCCAAGGAGAACAGCCCACCGGCGGCACAGGUCACUCCCGCUCCGGACUCCGCUCCCCCAGCCGCCAACGCCGCCGCGAACCCACCGGCCGUCUCGUCCGCCAUUGUCAACCUUCCAAACGGAGAUUGUUCGACCGUCUGGGAGACGCUCUGGAUCACGACCACCUCGACGGUGUACGAGGGACAGGAGACGGACACGCCGUCCGCACGCAAGAGGGAUGUGGGGCACGCUCACGCACAUGCCCAUGCUCACGAGCACCUGCUUAGGCAGCGCUCGCCACACGCCAGGCGGGUCAGACGGUAG